Molecule: messenger RNA, 1128 nt
Organism: Branchiostoma floridae (Florida lancelet)
Lineage: Eukaryota; Metazoa; Chordata; Leptocardii; Amphioxiformes; Branchiostomatidae
Product: cytochrome P450 2C20-like
Exons: 5
Coding region: 1-1128 (375 amino acids)
Biological process (GO): xenobiotic metabolic process
Cellular component (GO): cytoplasm; intracellular membrane-bounded organelle
Molecular function (GO): oxidoreductase activity, acting on paired donors, with incorporation or reduction of molecular oxygen, reduced flavin or flavoprotein as one donor, and incorporation of one atom of oxygen; iron ion binding; heme binding
Source: RefSeq, a predicted model, not a curated record
AUGGCUGGUACGACAGUCCAGUGGAUAGCUGGGUCCGUCCAGGAGAUUUUGCAAAUCUCUGGGCUGACUCUGCAGACGUUCCUUGUCCUUUGUGCGACUUUCCUCCUGGUAUGUGCCGUCUUCAGGCGUUCCCGGAACCUGCCUCCUUACCCGGCAGGACGUGUGCCUGUUUUCGGGCACCUCCGGGCCUUGGCGGCGUGGAGGCGACAGUACGGGGACGUCUUCACCCUAAGAAUGGGGAUGGAAGAUGAGGUGUUUCUGAACGGCUACACUGCCGUCAAGGACGCGCUCGUGGACAGGUCCGAGCUGUUCGCCUCUACGAUACCAGGAUACUUGCUUGAUGUGCUUGUUGGUUUCGGAAAAGGCAUACUUGGUGCCCCUUGGGGUCCCGGGUACAGACAGAGGAAGAGGUUUGCCACCACCGUCCUGAAGAAUCUGGGCAUGAAGGUCGGACGUGGCAGCAUUGAGGACAACAUCCGAGAGGAAGCGAGUUGUCUCCGAAACAAGAUUGCAGAAAGCAACGGACAGCCCGUUGACAUCGCUCAUGACGUCUCUGUGGCGGUUUCAAACAUCAUCUGCUCCAUGACGGUCGGGAAGCGCUACGACUACGAGGAUGAGACGUUCCGGGAGCUCUAUAAAGCGAUUGCGGCGAUAACUUUCGAAGUCGGAACUGGGCGGAUCAUCGGCGCUUUCCCCUUGCUACGGUUUGUUCCUGUCGUGAACAGAGCCUUCGUCAAUGCUUUGGAAGAGAACUCCAAAGUCCGAAAUGUACUGAGAGAGGAGAUCUCGCGCCAUCGGGAACACCUGGAUCGCGAAAACCCGCGAGACUUCAUCGACUUCUGCCUAUUGGAGGUUGAACAACAGGAGAAGGUGGACGGUCUGACGGAGGAGAAUGUCCUGCACGUGACCACGGAACUUUUCUUCGCAGGAACUGAGACAACAACCAACACACUGCUCUGGAGUCUGCUCUUCAUGACCCUGAACCCCGAUGUCCAAAAUAAGGUACAAGAGGAGCUUGAUGCCGUUGUUGGUGCGAGUCUGCCCGCCCUGUCCCACCGUUCUCAGCUAACCUAUGUGAAUGCCUGUCUGCUGGAGACCAUGAGGAUCCGCACUCUUCUUCAAUUGUAA